CUGGGACACAUCACAGGAGGCUGCUGGAUCAUUCACAAAGAGCAAGUUGGCUUAUGCCAGGGGCGGACUGACAACUCAUGGGGCCCCCGGGCAAUAGGGGAUCAUGGGACCCCUGUGUCUUUGCCCAAACUCAAAAAAGCCUAUGAAAAAGGUACCAGGGGCAUCUCAUGGGGCCCCCUACUGACCCCGGGCCCUCAGGCAGUGCCCGAGUUUCUAAAUGGUCAGUCCGCCCCUGGUCUUUACUGAAGUACUGCAAACA
Molecule: messenger RNA, 259 nt
Organism: Staurois parvus
Lineage: Eukaryota; Metazoa; Chordata; Amphibia; Anura; Ranidae
Source: the annotation of a GenBank genome assembly